This is a messenger RNA of Ananas comosus (pineapple), 1892 nucleotides long. Its product is annotated as transcription factor SRM1-like. The coding region runs from base 680 to 1555 and encodes 291 amino acids. The record is from RefSeq and is a predicted model, not a curated record. Gene Ontology annotation, molecular function: DNA binding. NCBI's taxonomy places the organism in Eukaryota, Viridiplantae, Streptophyta, Magnoliopsida, Poales, Bromeliaceae. The transcript has 3 exons.
GCGGAGUUUGCAAUCAAAGCUAAUUAUAAAUGUAUCUCAAUGAUUGGAGAAGUGGGUAUUUUUUUUUUAUUAAAUAAGAAUUAUUAUUUUUAGAAAUAUUUGAUGGGAAAAAGGGGUGAAAAAAAUUGGAUUUUGACUUGUUUGUAGAUCUCUCUCUCUCUCUCUCUCUCUCUCCAAGUUUUUGUUUACUUCAGAGUUCACUGUCAAAAAAUUUUAAAAAAAUAAGAGGAAAAAAAAAGCAUGAUAUUUUUGGGUUCUUAAAAUCUCUUAUCCCUGUUGUUGCGUUCCUUCGCUGGGGACCCUGCUCACUUUUACUCAUUUCGAGCUCCAAAAACCCUAAUUCCCCACUUGUUUUCUCCAUUUCCAGGUACGGGGCCAAAUUUGGGCGCAAAAUUGUAUCUUGGCUCUUUGCGGCACAGUUGAGCUAUGCAAAUCCUCUUUCAUCUAUCCUCUGACGCGUUUGUCGCUCACUUGCUCGUGAAAACAUUACUUCGAACACCUUUUCUGCAUGGUUUCCCAGCUAUUUAUGCCACUUGGUGAGUAACCCAGAUCCGGAUUUCUCCAAUUUUGAGACUUGGAGGUUUUUUUCGACGUGAAAAAUCUCAUCUUUUGCUGCAUAAGAUGUUGUUUCGCACACCUACUGUUUGAUUAUAUGCCGCAAAGGUUUCGGUGAGCUAAUAUGGUGAUGGAAGAAUCGAGUAGCAGCUCUUCGUGGAGCAGGGAGCAGGAAAAGGCAUUUGAGAACGCCCUAGCGACUUUGCCGGAGGAUUGUAGCGACCGGUGGGAGAAAAUUUUGGCGGCUGUCCCCGGGAAAACCCUAGAAGAUGUAAAGCUUCACUAUGAGAUCUUAGUCGACGACAUCAGCAGCAUCGAGUUGGGCCGCGUUCCCUUGCCGUCUUAUGCUUCGUCUUCAGAAGGUGCCGACCAUGCGAAUGAAGGAAGCAGUGGGAAAAAGGGCGGGCACUCGCAUGGUGAUUCUGGUCAUGGUGGGAAGGGUUCGAGAUCAGACCAAGAGCGCCGUAAAGGGAUAGCUUGGACUGAGGAUGAGCACAGAUUAUUUCUUCUCGGGCUUGAUAAAUACGGCAAAGGUGAUUGGAGGAGCAUUUCGCGAAACUUUGUAAUAUCUAGGACACCCACGCAAGUGGCCAGCCACGCUCAGAAGUACUUUAUUCGCCUGAACUCGAUGAACAAAGACAGGAGGCGAUCAAGCAUCCACGACAUAACCAAUGUGAGCAAUGGAGACGCAUCGACUCCUCCGGGACCUAUCACCGGUCAAACAAAUGGUCAAAUUGUGAACUCCGCGAAAAAUUCGAAGCAAUCCUCUCAGCCACCUGGCGGGCCCCCCGGAGUCAAUGUGUAUGGUACAACAAUAGGGCAGCCGGUGGGGGGCCCCAUAGUAUCUGCGGUAGGAACUCCCGUUACUCUUCCCGUUCCUGUCGCGCCCAAUAUGGCUUACGGGGUGCGGGCCCCAGUUGGCGGGGCUUUAGUCCCUGGUGCACCGGUGAACAUGAAUCCGAUGAACUACCAGAUGCCUCCUACGUCGAGUCACCGAUGAGUACCAGCUCGACAUUUUCGAAUGCAUCACAUGAGUCUCCUGCAGGACUCUCUUCCUCGAUGUAUAAUAAGCUGGAUGCGCGAGAUCAACUUUCUUGUACGCAGUCUGGUUUAGGGGCUUUCUCGAUUUUGUGCGUCGUGUUUAAUAAGACCGAUAGAUUCUUGUACAUCUCAUGUGCUAGUCGUGGGAGUAAAAUAAGGUAUCAGUAAGUCAAGUGAAAUACGGUUUCGCCGCUCAAAACUGUUUAUGUUGAAUCAAUCACAGAUGCUAGAAUCGAAAAUCUGAUUGUGAGAUUAAGAAACCAAUCAAUUCAAACUCUCCUUUGUUACUUGUAUUA